This is a messenger RNA of Sphaerodactylus townsendi, 769 nucleotides long. It is a transcript of the gene CISD3, whose product is annotated as CDGSH iron sulfur domain 3. The transcript is spliced from 3 exons. Gene Ontology annotation, molecular function: 2 iron, 2 sulfur cluster binding. Lineage: Eukaryota; Metazoa; Chordata; Lepidosauria; Squamata; Sphaerodactylidae. The coding region runs from base 85 to 489 and encodes 134 amino acids. The record is from RefSeq and is a predicted model, not a curated record. Gene Ontology annotation, cellular component: intracellular membrane-bounded organelle.
GCGCUCGACUUCCGGGGCGGGCAACUGGGGAAGGUGACCCAGGCCGCAGGGCGGAGUCCCGCCGCCGCCUCUUGCGCGCAAGUCAUGCCUGCGCUGCGCAGAACCGGCCUGCUCUUGCAGUCACUGGCCGGUUCUUUUGCAAGGCUCCUUCGUGCCCAGCUCCCUUCAACAACCCUGCAGAGAAGGACCUAUUCAGCUGCUUUGACAGCCCAGUCAGUGGUCGCUGCCAAGCAUCCCUUCCAGGUGAAUCUCGAAGCGGGGAAAAAGUACGCCUGGUGUGCCUGCGGCCACAGCAAAAAUCAGCCUUUCUGCGAUGGCUCUCAUCGAAAAGCCGCCCCGAAGAUCUCUUCCCUGAAAUUCAAACCGGAAGAAACCAAAGAAGCCUGGCUGUGUGGUUGCAAGUGCACCAAGAACCCUCCGUACUGCGACGGCACCCACAAAGAAGACUUUGUGCAGAAAGCCGACCUUGGAUGCCAUCCACAGUUAUGAAGCAGGAGGGGAGAGGUCUCCGUGGAGCCUGAGAAAUGUAGCUGUGGGUAGAGAUUCCCCGGAUGUUCUCUUGGACCAUCUGCACUGAAGCGGAGUCCUGCUGAAGGGCUUGCUCUUCAUGAUCUGAUGUGUCACCUCGUGGUAGGUUGUGAAACCCAUGUGACAUCGGGCAUUUUGGCGAUUGGCCAGUGGAAGUGGGGGAUAUUUUUGCUCUUUUCUGAAGAUGCUGCAUUAACACUGCUUCCCUCCACCUUUUGAAAUAAAACCUGUUUGAAAUCCA